AUUAAAUCAGCACAUCAAAUGAGAAAACCAUAUAUUAUAAUGAGAAUAAUUAUUUUCUUAUUCUGUAUGUUGAAGACAAGGAGGUGCAAACAGGUUCCUCUCCUAACACAGAAACGUAUGUUCAACAAAAAGAGCAGUUCAUACACAUGCCAUUCUGCAGGGACCCAAGGAAAUUUCCUUCAGGAAAAUCAUCCUUAGAUCAAGACAGGCAGAGGAAACUUCAUAACCAGAAUAAUGUGUAUCAACCAAGCGACUGUUCACAGUUACCUACACUCCAGUACAGAAAUCUGAAGGCUUAUGGCUACAAAAAGACCGAAGUAUACAAUCCUGGCAAAGCCAGGCGCCUUGAGCAGAAAAUGAACGAGAGAUCAAUGAAUACCACAAACAACAGAUAUUCACAAAGCAUCAGAGCAGAGUUAAGGAAGUAUUCUGGAGAUAAUGAGUGGGAACCUAUAAGUCCCAUGAACAAACAACCAUUAUGCAACUUAACAAAUAAAUUCAAUUGUCAUGGGCUUAUUGGGAACUCUCAGUCUGGAAAUGCAGGUGAUUGGAUACACUAUUCUAGAAACCCCAUAGCAGAAAUGGAGAUGAAAGGCAAGGAAUCAUGUGACACAGACGAAACUGAUAAACCUCCAUUUAACUUCCAGGCAAUGUUGAGAAAAACUAAUGUUACUCGGGCUUCCCUAAGGAGAAUUCAUGACACUGCAUCAGAAGGUAUAACAAGGGAAACCUCUGAUCAGAACUACAACAUAAACUAUUUGGCAAAUGAUAAAAACUAUCUUAGGUCAAGCAGCACCCCACACAACGGCAGCAAUACAUCCAAACACACAAGUCCUACGUCUAAUUUAAGCAAGUGCAGUGCACGAAACCCUUUGAAUGAAAAUGAACACGGGAAUAAAAAAUGUCCUAAGAGUUCCUGGAAGGAAAGUGAACAGCAGGAAAGAUACAAUUCCAUGAUACCUUGGAAUGAUACUGAAAACAGCUCUGACAGCAAGACAUCUCCAUCUGAAAAUGAACAGUGGACCAGAUUUGACCUCAAGAAAUCACAGGCUAAAAAUGAGCAGUACAAAUCCAAUUAUGUAAAUAAAAAUGAGCAGCAGAGUACUGCCAUUUCCAAGAACUACUGGAACGAAAGCAAACUGAAGCAAUCAGAAUCUAUGAAAUUGCAAAAUGAAGGUGAACACUGUAGAAGAUUCAACACUAAUGAGUCUACAAUACAGAAUGAGCAACAUGAAUCAGAUAACAGGCCAGAUUUAAAAAAAUCAUUUAAUGAAUAUGAACAUAAAAGCCCUUCAAAAACCAGAAAGGAGUGGAAAGAUAAAACAGGUAUAACUAUUACAGAACUUGUUCCAGGUCUAAUCAUACAAGGAGAAGUAGCAGAUCUUUAGAAAUCAUGGCUCCUAUUACAGUAACAGUGUUCAUUAAAAUAUUCCAAUUUUAAAAUUAAUUAUUCUUAUACUUCUUUCUUUUUAGCAGUAACCACACAUUAACAGUCUAAAUACAAGGAUGUUGGAGUGACCAGCACAUUAAGAACACUGCAUUCAGACUAACUAAUAAAAACAACUGUAAUUUGCUUAUUCAUGAGUUUUGACCUCUCCACAAUUUAAUUAAGUAUCAUCUAACAGAAAAUAGUAGCAGGUAAAUGUAAUGUUUGUUUAUUAUUAGGAAAAAGUUCAUCAUAGUCUUAAUUAUUUCACUUAUAAUAUCUUCUGCUGAGCAUGUGUGUUAAAUGUACAUUGUAUAAGCUUAGUCUUGAUGAGAAGGAAACCAAAUCAUAGCCUUCUGUAUUUAAUAAACAGUCCAUACUUGAUAUAACAGAAUAAGUAACCACCAUAUAUUUCAAUAUUAACCCUUGAAAUGAAACAGUGUUGUUUAUUAGUUAUCUCCAAUAAGGGCAGUGCACAUAAAUCUGCAACAGUAUGCUAUACUACACAGUUAUGAAUAAUGAGAAAUUGUUUUAGCAUGCUGUGAAUUACAUUCUAUGAUGAAGAAAGCAGUCUUCUGGGAUUUGGCACCGUGUAUAUGUGGUGUC
Cryptotermes secundus is the source of this 2032-nucleotide messenger RNA. RefSeq lists its product as uncharacterized. The transcript is spliced from 4 exons. The record is from RefSeq and is a predicted model, not a curated record. Lineage: Eukaryota; Metazoa; Arthropoda; Insecta; Blattodea; Kalotermitidae. The coding region runs from base 147 to 1388 and encodes 413 amino acids.